CUGCAGCCUGCAAUUGCAAACCCUACCAAAGCACUCUGCCGGUGACCUGUGAGCGACAGAGUGAGCGAGUCCCCAAGCUCAAAACCAGAAGUGAAACAAAUUGGGGUCUGUCGCAGAAGCAAACACUUAGGAUUGGACAUGGCACCUAUUGAUGAAAGUAUCACUCUCAAAAGAAAGCAAGUGAUAGCAUCAGCUCUCGUCAAGCACCUCUCUCUAGAUCCUGGAACUUCUUUGGGUGUCAGUGGCAAGGAUGAUAUUAUGAGCUUGUAUACAAAGAUUUUGAAGUCAUCAGGAAAACCUUUUCUGCAGAAAGAAAAUGAGGAGGUGAUGAAGUGGAUAGAGUUUGCAGAGAGUUUUCCUGUAGACUGUCAGGCGUGCUUAGAUGCUCUCACUGGAUUCAAUCAAGACUUGGCUCAGAAGUCUAUACUCUUGGGCAAUGGAACUACACCCUCUGAGGCUGAUGUCAUUGUGUUUUCUGUUAUACAUUCUUCAGUGAUUGGCCUUUCACAUUUAGAGAGAGAGAAAUUGACACAUGUGAUGAGAUGGAUGGAUUACAUUCAGCACAAGGAGGAGUUUGCGGAUCUGUUUGAAAAGAUAUUGCUCAAAAAACCUGCAUUUGAGUUUCUGAAAAAGGUUACAGAAAAUAAGGAACCUGUGCCAGAGAAAAAGAAACCGUCUGAAAAGGAACCUGCUGAGAAAGAUAAAGAACUAAGUGUUAGUUUGCUGAACAUACAGGUUGGCCUUAUUCGCAAAGCAUCGAAACAUCCAUCUGCUGAUAGUUUAUUGGUUGAGGAGAUAGAUGUUGGGGAUGCAAAAUUGAGGCAGGUGGUCAGUGGUUUGGCAAAGUAUUACAGUCCAGAUGAGUUGACGAAUCGUCGUGUUGUGCUGAUAACAAAUGUAAAACCUGGAAAGCUACGAGAUGUGAUGUCAGAAGGACUGGUCCUGUGUGCUUCUAAUGAGGAUCACAGUGUGGUGGAGCCCCUGCUCCCUCCAGAAGGUGCUAAAAUAGGAGAACGUGUCUCAUUUUCAGGGAUUGAUGGUAAGCCAGAAGAUGUCCUAAAUCCAAAAAAGAAGCAGUUGGAGAAAAUAACACCGAAUCUUUUCACCGAUGACAAGGGUGUGGCCGCAUUUAAGGGCAUACCAUUUAUGACAUCUGGUGGGCCAUGCACAUCAUCCAUUCCAAAGGCAAGCAUCAAAUGACGACAGUGACCAAUUGGACCACAUUGUAGCUUACUGUUUACUGGUUAUAUAAAUUUUAGCUUUAAGCUCUAUUUGUUAUCUAGUACAAGAAAACACAUGUUAAAACAGCCAGGGGUUUUGAAUCAUGUAGUAACAUCAUCAGAUUCAAAUGGUCGCAUUCAUUUGGAAUCUGAUGUUGCACAAAAUUCAGCAAGGUGAGUUUUUAAUCACAUUAGCAAUUGUUAAAUCAAUACAAAUUUUGAGCUGUCCUGCAAUUUGAUGUAUUUAGCAAAGUUGGAAACC
Molecule: messenger RNA, 1482 nt
Organism: Manihot esculenta (cassava)
Lineage: Eukaryota; Viridiplantae; Streptophyta; Magnoliopsida; Malpighiales; Euphorbiaceae
Product: aminoacyl tRNA synthase complex-interacting multifunctional protein 1
Exons: 11
Coding region: 139-1200 (353 amino acids)
Molecular function (GO): tRNA binding
Source: RefSeq, a predicted model, not a curated record